AUGAGGACACUUCUCUUCACCAUUUUGGCCAUUGGACCAGCCCUUGGGUACAAUAUCCUUUGCAUUCAUAAGGUUCCAACGAAGAGUCAUUACCACCUCCUCAAAGGAAUAGUACAACCAUUACUGAAGUCUGGUCAUCAGGUGACUUUAAUCACAUCCUUUCCCGAUUCCAAACCCACUGUGAAUCUCACCUACAUUGAUGUCAGUACUACAAUAAAAUUUUUUGAAGACGAAUUCAGUAAUAAUCCGAACCCAGACACGAGUCUCCCCUCCGUGCUGAGUUUUGCACGGAAACUAACGGAAAAACUAGCGGAGAUGCCAGCUGUCGCCGAGGUCAUAGUCAAGGGGCAGUUCGACGCAGUUGUCACCGAAUUCUUUUUCUCUGAUCUUGAUUCCGGGAAGUUCUUCCCAAUCCAAGAAGAAUCGUACAAAAAGCAUUUCGGUCCGCUGGCCAGCGCCAGAGGCAUUGCCCUGCCUCCCUUCGAAGAAGCAUACACCAACGUAUCUAUAUUAUUCUCGAAUUCUCACCCCACCUUCGCACCAGGAAAGAGUCUACCACCCAACGUUGUGGACAUCGCUGGAUUCCACACCGGUGCCACUGUUCAACCGCUGCCAGAGGACCUGCAGGAACUUCUGGAUUCUUCCAGUCAAGGCGUAAUCUACUUCAGCAUGGGUUCCGUGGUGAAGUCUUCGCAACUCAUCGGAAAGGCCAGAAAAGACCUGAUAGAACUGUUCGGGAGUAUGAAGCAGACCGUCCUCUGGAAAUUCGAUGAAGACAUUCAGGGCCUGCCCAAGAACGUCCACAUCCGAAAAUGGAUGCCACAGUCUAGUAUACUUGCGCACCCCAACCUUAAAGUAUUUAUUACGCACGGCGGUCUCCUCAGUAUAAUAGAGUCGCUGCAACAUGGGGUGCCUUUACUGGCCAUACCCAUGUUCGGAGACCAGCCCGGUAAUGUCUACCGCAGUGUUGCCGCUGGUCACGCGCUAAAGGUCGACUUUUCACCAGAUAUGGCUCUGGAAUUGAAGAAGGCACUGCAUGAAAUGUUAAUUAAUGAUAAAUAUCAUAAUAAGGCGAAAUUCCUCUCAAAUAUGUAUAAGAAACGGCCGACACCUCCGUCAGAGCUGAUAAAGCAUUACAUUGAAAUAGCUAUUGAGAGCAAAGGUGCGUAUCAUCUCCGUUCUCCCGUCAAACUUUACAAGUGGUACGAAUUGUGGAUGCUGGAUGUAAUUUUAGCUGUUUUGUUUAUUUUGUGCAUGGUAUACUAUGUAAUUAAGACAAUUAUCAAAUUCGUGAUACAAAAAUUUUGCUCUAGUAAAAAGAAAACUCAGUAA
Messenger RNA from Zerene cesonia (dogface butterfly), 1332 nucleotides. Its product is annotated as UDP-glucosyltransferase 2-like. Lineage: Eukaryota; Metazoa; Arthropoda; Insecta; Lepidoptera; Pieridae. The record is from RefSeq and is a predicted model, not a curated record. Gene Ontology annotation, molecular function: UDP-glycosyltransferase activity. The coding region runs from base 1 to 1332 and encodes 443 amino acids. The transcript is spliced from 8 exons.